Messenger RNA from Pangasianodon hypophthalmus (striped catfish), 10203 nucleotides. RefSeq names its product GRAM domain containing 1Bb (gene gramd1bb). Gene Ontology annotation, molecular function: sterol transfer activity; sterol binding. Gene Ontology annotation, cellular component: plasma membrane; endoplasmic reticulum-plasma membrane contact site; endoplasmic reticulum membrane. NCBI's taxonomy places the organism in Eukaryota, Metazoa, Chordata, Actinopteri, Siluriformes, Pangasiidae. Gene Ontology annotation, biological process: intracellular sterol transport. Bases 1589 to 4237 code for a protein of 882 amino acids. The transcript is spliced from 21 exons. The record is from RefSeq and is a predicted model, not a curated record.
AAAAAUAAAUAAAUAAAAAUUAUGGCUAAGUGGGAAAGAAACUAGGCAGCGGAAUAAAUUUGAAUGAAUUCCAUUACUAAUGAGCCUCUGGUUUUUUUUUUUACAUCUUCAGACAAAUUAAACAUUAGCAGUAACACUACACUAUGCUUUUUUAUUGCAUAAACUGACAGAAGCUGAAAAUUGUGCUGGUUUCAGUUAGACUGAUUCCUGAAUGACUUCCUAUACAAUAUAUACUCACUAUAUGCUCACUACAUGUAGCAUAGCAUAUUGUCAUUGCAGAACCUAUGUAGUACAAUACAGACCCAGUAGAACACUAUUUAUUAGGCUUGCAUAAACAUAAACAAGCUAGUAUGUCUUAAGAGACAGUGGCAUUCCAUGGAGCCACUUCAGUAUUUUAAGGGGAAACAAGAUUAAGGCCUGUUUUUAUGUUGCUUUGUGUCAGGUCAAAGAAAGCAAUUUGUGAAUUUAGGGUAGUAAUGACUAAUCAAUUAGGUGUGGCAUAACAAUACAUAACCAUUAGCUGACUACUUUGUGCCCAUCACUACUUUAUACACCUCCUUAUCCAUAAUUGUUCAGCUGUUGGUGUCUUGGAUACCUGGCAAACCCUAUCACUUUACUCUAACCUGUAGGCAGGGACAGCUGCUUGGGCCAGAAAUUUAAGAAGAGGAGCAUUGAGAAGAAAAGCCUCAGGGAUUUACCCAAAGACACACACACACAAAUAACACACCACUUAACCUUGCACCCAUGUCAUUUGGCUGACUCCUCUAGAGGGACAAGCAUCAGACAUACACACCACCAACACAAAGUCUGUAUACCAUGUACCCGGUGAUGAGGUAACUCAGGUUAAAUGCCACUCAAGGACUUAACCUACACUUAAGGACACCAGAAGUUCAGUCUUGUCCUUCUCAAGUCACCACGUGGCCUGGAAUUUGAGUCCAUCACUGCAGAGUUUCUGGAGGGUGCAAGAGCGGAAGCUAGGAUCUCUAUGUUAUGUUAUUGGGAUUCCUGAGCGAGUGUGAAUGUCUCCGACUCAGUCACUGACAUUCAGGGAGGCCUGGAGUACUAUUACACGGUCAGCUAGUGCUUAUGCAUGUUUUAUCUGCUGUGAGGUGAAACAAGAGUCCUGCUGUGUCACCUGAUACAUUUGCUCCAUUGCUCGAGCCCUGACAGCAAGCCUCCUGUGGCUCGCACGCACUAUCCGUCCGUUCAUCUAUCUAUCAAGUCCUCCAUCAAAAAAGGGACAAUUCUGGGACAAAUCAAAAGACUUAAGGUGAUAUGUGACUCUUGAUCAAUUGCCACCUUCAGCAGAGGUUACAGUCAAGGGAUCAUCUUAGAGAGAGGAGAACUUUGGUAGGAGCUGUGCUGAUAAGAUGGUGAGGAUUUCAUAGUGUCUAGCAGCAACAACGGGAUCAAUCAACAGGGAGUCAUCUAGAUACACAUUUUGUUGGAAUCAACCAGCUUGGCAGAGACACUUCUCUGAAAAGGAUCAUCUGGAUCUACAAUAACGCUUGUGUUCCUUUGUUACCCAGCCAGCUUAUUAGCAAGUAUACCAUCAGUAGCAACUCUGACGUCAACACCAUUGUUGAGCAUGACAGACACUCUGCGGCCACCAUCUCUCCGGGUGCAGGUCCCAAGGGAUGAUCCCAGCUCAGCUUGGUCCAGCUCCUCCACGCCCACCUUGAGGCGGCGCCGACUGAAGAUGCGGCGAACAAAGAAGGCUCCAAGUGAGUGCCUGGAGAAUGGAUCCCUGAGGCAUUCAGGCUCUCGCUUAGCCUCCAAGGAGUAUCUACAACUUCCCGCCAUUGAGAUCACGCCAUCCAGUGAUGAGGACGCUCCAUGGUCCAACUGUUCCACGCCCAGCGCCUCGCCACGACGCAAACGCUUUCUGAUACGCAAGUGGCUGAAGGUGCGAGAGAAGAAGGAGCCAGACAACGAAAGCAGCAGUCAGCCGAGCAGCCAGCAGAGCAGCCAUGAUGACGACUCCUCUCGCUUCCUGACUCCGUUUAUGCGCAGCACUGCCAGUAAUUCGACCCGGAGCAGUCCGGCUUGCUCUCCGGUGUUGCGGAAGCGCUGUCGCUCGCCCACGGUGCCGAGUCUGGAGGGAGAAAACAUGGUGGAGAAGGGCUCCGAACACUCCGACACCUCCAAGUCGCCCUCUACCCCAGAGCAGCUGGUCACCCGCACAUACUCGGCUCAGUCCACACGCAGCAGCUCUAAAAACUCCAAGUCUCACAAGCGACUGUCCAAAAAAAGUCAGAGCUGGUACAAUGUUCUCAGUCCCACCUACAAGCAGCGAAAUGAAGACUUCAGGAAGCUCUUCAAACAGCUCCCAGAUACGGAGCGCCUCAUUGUGGACUACUCCUGUGCUCUGCAGAGGGACAUCCUCCUGCAGGGCAGACUCUACCUCUCAGAAAACUGGAUCUGUUUCUAUAGCAACAUCUUUCGCUGGGAGACACUACUGACGGUGCGUCUGAAGGAUAUUUGCUCCAUGACAAAAGAAAAGACAGCACGUCUCAUUCCCAAUGCCAUCCAAGUGUGCACAGACACUGAGAAGCACUUUUUCACAUCGUUCGGGGCGAGGGACAGGACAUACAUGAUGAUGUUCCGGCUCUGGCAGAAUGCUCUGCUGGAUAAGCCCCUGUGUCCUAAGGAACUGUGGCACUUUGUCCAUCAGUGCUAUGGUAAUGAGCUCGGGCUGACCAGUGACGAUGAGGACUACGUCCCCCCGGACGAUGACUUUAACACUAUGGGUUACUCUGAAGAGAUCCCCACUGAAGAAAACGAGGUCAGUAAUGAUAACUCAUCUAAGAGCAGCAUAGAGAAUAAGCAGGACAGCAGCCCUCAAUCACACAAGAGAUCAAUCACCCACUCCACUAUCACGUCCACGCCCAGCAGCACAGAUCUGCCUCUGUCUUUUGGCAUUGCUCCUGAGGAGUACACAGACUGUCUGCCGGACCCGGAGCUCUUGACGUUGCCUCUGCUGGCUGUUGAGAGGAGCUGCGAGUCUGCAGAGGGACAGCUGGGUCCAGUGUCCUCACCCUCUCUCGACUUCAACGAUAAUGAAGACAUACCGACUGAGCUCAGCGACUCUUCUGACACACACGAUGAAGAAGUGGAGGUGCAGGCAUUCCACGAUGACCUUAACGGGCGUCAGUACAUUAACGAGGUGUAUAAGUUCAGCGUGGAUAAGAUGUACUCGUUCCUCUUCACCGAGUCGCAGUUCAUGGCUGACUUCAUGGAGCAGCGCAGAUUCACAGAUGUAGUGUUUCAGCCAUGGAGGAAAGAGGAAGCAGGGAACCAGAGGAGAGAGAUCAUGUACACCAUCUCACUCUCCAACCCACUAGCUCCCAAAACAGCCAACGUCAGUGAGACUCAGACUCUGUACAAAGCCAGCCAGGAGAACGUGUGUUACAUCAUCGAUGCGGAAGUUGUCACUCAUGAUGUUCCUUAUCAUGACUAUUUCUACACACUCAACCGCUACACACUCACCCGUGUGGCCAAGAACAAGUGUCGGCUCAGGGUUUCUACAGAGCUGCGCUACAGGAAGCAGCCAUGGGGACUGGUGAAAGGUUUCAUCGAGAAGAACUUCUGGAGUGGACUGGAGGAGAACUUCAGGAGCCUCGAACUUGAGCUGACGAAAGCUGAGGACCUCCUGUUAGAAGCACAUGGGCCAUCUCCGAAAACCAAAGCCCUGAAAAACUCCACCCUGAGGCGGAGAAAAAGGCCCCUCCCACACUUGCGCACACCUCACUUGGAGGAAACCCUUAGCCCUGUGACCACACCCACUGAUGAGGAGGUCAUUCAUAGAAUCAAACAUGUAUCAGCAGGCUCCACACAAACAAGACACAUUCCUGAACACACCCUCGGGGGCGGAGCCUUCUGUAAAAUCUCCAAAUUGCUGCUUAUUAUCAGUUUCGUCCUGGUGCUGCUGGUUUUCCUGAACAUGAUGCUCUUCUAUAAGCUGUGGAUGCUGGAGUACUCCGCUCAGAGCCUAAUGACCUGGCAAGGCCUACGUUUGGAUGAGAGUAAAUUACCACAGACGCAGGUGGAGUGGGCUCAACUUCUAGAGUCUCAGCAGCGCUUCCAUGAAGCCGAACUACAGAAAUGGAGAGAGAUCAUCAAAUCAUCAGUUCUGCUGCUAGACCAGAUGAAGGACUCGUUACUGAGUCUGCAGAGAGGUGUAACUUUUAGAGACUAUGGCUCAGACUCAGAAGAAAAGCGGACUCAUUACCAUUGACACGUCCCCUGUAGAGCCACCAGGUGUCACCGGGCAGCGUAGAGCCACAUCUGUGUGUGAGAGUGUGUACCAGCGCGAAACAGGCAGAACCCGCCUGUGCACUGCUGUUACACGAAGGACGGAGAGAGAAUGCAGAGAAAGAGAUGGGGAGCGUUCACGGAGAGUCAAAACCUAGGAUAUCUCACCUCCGUCUGCUCUGUGGAAUCAUGGGAAUGCGACGUUCUGCAGUCUCCCCUCUUUUUCUCUGCCUUUCAUUUACUGAUGAUAUGAUGCUGAUAGCAGUCGCUAUAGAGAGACAAAAGCCGUGGAUUGAAGAAGUGAAACGGAGGCAAAAUCACAAGGUUGUUUUUUUUUAUAGUUUCAUCUUAAAUCCUCCAGUCCUUGAAGUGGUGUGAACCCUUUUCUGUUAAAAGAAGAAAAGUGAUGUGAUCAUUUCAGCCUUCAGGAGACUCUCUGGCAUGUCAUUUCACUGUAAGGCUGCAGUGUCCCUUUGCCAGGAUACACAUGGCCAUGAAGACACUCCACACUUUUCCUAGAUGCACCUAUUAGACAUGAAAACCUAAUUGGUUACUGAUAUUGUGGGGUUUUUUUUGUCAAUAUUUGGACUGUUAUCAUGGUAUUUUAAAGUAUUACAGAAGCCACAUCAAAGUAGUAAAGUGCCUUUAAAAAUUAAAGGAGCACUUUUUUAAUUUUUAGAGACUUCUGCUGUCUGUGAGCUGAAUCAGAGCACAAAGUCAGCACUUUGGUUCCAACUCGAGAGGGUUCAGGACUGUAGUUAAGGGCAAGGCAGUGGCAGUGAUAGCCUUCUGGCUGUACACUCACUCCCAUCAGCUUCUGCCAGUCUCAGGUGCGUCCACGGCCAUUUUGGUUAUUCAAAUUCAGUCAUUUUACUGCUAAUUCAUUUGGCUGACAUUUAUUAUGUAAAGGAUAACCCAACAAAAAGGAUGUCAUUGAUUAGAAUGUAAUGGCCACUUAUCCUAUUUAUACCACAGCACCAUUGAAAUCUCGAUUCUGAUUGGUUAGAUAGUUUUGAUUCAUUUUCUAUAACAGCAGCUUUGACAGUAGUUCCAGCUAUAAUUCAAAUCCCAGGUUUAUACUAUCUAUAGCAACAACUUACACAGCUACUUGUAUGCCAGGCGCUCUACAUAAAUAAACGAAAGACAUGGUGAUUAUUGAUAUGGAGAGGUUUUCUGUAAGGAGACAUUAACUUAGCCUUUUUUUUUUUUGGAAAGGAGUCUCCAGUGUCAGUGCUUUGUAACAGUCAGAGGUAAAGCUGUAGGUUUUCAGACAUAGGAAAGAGUCUUCAGAGAUCUUUGCGGUUUCUCAGUAACAUGACAUGCUGCAUGAUAUUUUUUUUGUCUUAUUAACUUCAAGAGAGAGAGAAAAAAGAGAGGUGGGUCAGGGAACAAUGCUUAUAGCUGCUAUAAUGUAAGUGAUAACAGGAACUAACUUGUUUCACAGACAUGAAACUUAACUAUAAAUUGAUUUUAAAAAAGUAUGACGUGUCGUUCUUCAAUAAAAAAAAUUGCUACCAUUGGCAAAUGGUAUAAGAGAACUCCACAUCCCAUUGUGUUGUAUUUAUUACGUGUCACAUGGCCAAAUGUGAAAUAAGGGACACUGCAGCCAGACGUCCAAGACGACCUGUAUUUUUAUUACAGUGUUUGGUUACUAAACUGUGAUCUCCUAAAAAUGUUGAUAAAUGAUAUGGAUGAAUAAGAUAUAUAGUAUAUUUGGAAAUAGAAUUAUAUAUAUUUAAUUUAUCUAUGUGAGGAUCCUAAAUCUAGACAGGAUAAAAAAUUUCUAUCUAUUAAAUAGCGUUUACUUCAGUGUUGCACCGGCACACGUCUGUGACGUGUGUGUGGGUGUGUGUGAGAAACUUGUACUGUAAUAAGUAGCGUCUAUGUGUUCCGUGUUUCCGUGUGUUAGUACAAGUGGACAAGUGUCUAGCAAGUAUGAGGUUUCAGACCAUUCCACUCCACGUGUUGUGUUCUUCAUGUCUGGUGUACAAAGCCAAGCUGCCUUUCUCUUGCCCAGCAGUUAUCGAGCAGUAAACCCCCAGAGCCGCCAUCUCGGCUCAGCUCCCAUCCCCCCACACGGAUUGUGCACUCACAUUGUUUCCCCAUUGUUUAGGGUAAACGUCUGGAUCACCAUUCUCCUGAGGUAAAGACACUGCCUGAUGAACGCUAUGUGAAUUUUCAAAGCACUGAAUGUCCUUUAUUUUCUUGUCAAUAUAUUUGGUCAAGAAAAUGUUUGCACAGAAGAGACAGAGAAGGGAAAUAGCUUAGCUUGAACCAAAUAUAGUAUUGAAUUAUGUAUAAGGUGUAUAUAAUUAUAUAAGACCCAUUUUCAUUCAUUUUCCCACUGUUGUGAGUCUAUGGCUGUGCUCCAAUACUGUCUACCAUCUUUAGGGUUCUUCCGUUACUUUAUUUGACCAAGUGAAGGUUAGAUGAGGGCUGAGAAAUUGAGACGCUGUCAUUACAGACUAAAGAGAUAAAAUGCUUUAUAUUUUAAACUCAUUUUCUUCUUUCAAAGUGGGUUUUUUAUAGCCGACUUCUCAAUUUAUGCAUCACAGGAGUAGAGGUGGGAAGUAACACAGUACAAUUAUUUUAUUACUGUAUUUAAGUCUGUUUUUUAAGUAUUUGUAAUUUACUUGAGUUUUUCAUUGAGCAAAUACUUUUGGCUUUUACUUUUCUAUACUAGAAAAUGAAUUUUCAAACACUACAUCACUACCUUUCUCUAUAAUCAUAUUUGAAAAGUCAUAAGGUAACUUUUUUUAGCAUUGAAAUGUGUAGUUUGUAAUGUCAGAGCUAGUCUCAUGCAAGCUAACAUUUGAGAGAUUAGAAAUAAAGCUGUUGUUAGUUAGCCUUGGCUAAUGUUUUCCCAUAUUUCAUACUUUAGCUAACUUUAAAGAGUUAACACUAUUCUAGUUUAACUUGAACAUAGAAUUUGAUGCUGUUUACCAGAUUAUUUAUUUAGAUGAGUAAUGAAUGAGUAAAGACUUUGGGUAAUUUUACCAGCUAAAAUUACAAUGGUCUAGCUAGUUAACAGCCUAGCUAAUUAGCACCCUAGCUCAGGGGUGUCAAACUCAAGUCCUGGAGGGGCACAACCCUACAGAGAUUUGUGUUUUCUCUUUUAUAAAACAACAAAUUCAGGCCAUGAAUCUUUUGGGAAUUAGCUAAAGAUUUGUGUUGUGCUGGUGUGUUGAAUGAAGUAGAAUAUUAAACUCUGCAGUGCUGCAGGCCUCCAUGACUAGAAUCUGAGCAAACCAACUAAUUAGCACUUUACACACUCUAGGUAAGAAAAAAUAGCCACUCUGACUCUGCUUUAUGCAAAGAAAAUAGGCUGUACGAAUGGAAAAGAAAAUGGCUUCCAAUAAAAAAAAAUCUGCUUCCUGUUCUGCCAUGACAGAGAGUCAUCAAGGGUUUAUAAAAACAGUAUUGGAACACAGCCUAGGGACGUGUGUGUAAAUUGAAGGGAAGAGAUAAAGCACUUUAUGUACUGUUGAAAGCACGAGGCAGAAGAGUGUGUUGAUGAGAGAGAGGGUGUUUAUGUGCUUUUAAUGUCACAUGCUGGGAUUGUUGUUAAUUUUAUUGACUAAAUUGUGUCAUUUGAAUCAGGUGCUUUGCUAAAUCACUCCAACUGCAAAUCAAAGUUGCACAGUUACUGAACUUUCUAGAAUGUUGCUUUUAUUCCAGUAGUGUGCUUUGCUCUGAUGUUAUUUGAUUUCUUUUUUUUUUUUUUCUUUUCUACUUCUUUAUGAGUUUGAGGUUUGAAUGUUUUCUCUGCUGUAGCUUGCUGUGUUUUCUUGGUUUAAGAUGCUGUUUAAAAUAUUGCUAGAAAUGAGUGUUACAAGUCGACUGCCUGCUGUCUAUAUACACUGAUUUUUUUUUUUUUUUUUUGGUAUGGCAUUAUCUCCUUUUCUUCCAGGUUCAAAAGUUUCACUAAUAUUACAGUCAUUACAGAAGAAAUCAUUUCCUAAUUUUUUUAGAUAAUUGUUUCUGUGCUGAGUUGGUGACUUAAGUCCAAAAGUCAAUGUUUAUGUGGGGAAGGUUAUGCAUAUUCAGAGUUUGCUUAAGCAGCUCGAUUUUCUGACCCAUUCAGAUUUUAUGCAAAAUUAUUUUAGCUAGUAUAGUACUUGCCUCUGUGGUUGCCAGAUUUUUCUUGAGCAGAAGUGUCCAAUAUGAGUUUUUUCAAUAGUUUCUAGACCACUGGAUAAGAUAGAUAGAUUCCAUAGAUUUUUAAAUGUAUUUACAGCCUAAAUUUCAGUGUGACACACUGUGGUUACAUCAAACUGUCAGACUAUGGCUCUGGCUCCUCACUUGAGCCAAUAUCACCCAAGAAAAAAUGCUUAACUUCAAAUUCUGAAUUGCACGUAACUGAGAUGUAACAUUUACUCAAACUCCACCGCACAUGCAAACUCUAGUGUAUCUUCUGAAUAGUGCUUAAGUCCAGAGUUACAUCUGAGGUCUAAAUACCAAUGUGUGCAAUUUCACUAUUAAAUCCUCCCUCUGUGUGCUUAACUCAACUCUGAAUAUGGCACUCUCUCUCUUUCUCACUCUCUCUCUCUCUCUCUCUCUCUCUAUGUGUGUGUGCAUGUUUGUGUGCACCUGCAUUCCAUUCAUGAAAUUUUAUAGAUGAUUAUGAUUUGUUUCUUAUGGACCAUUCAUCGUCUUGAAGAUCUAAGAUGAUAUUUUAUGAGGUUUGAUUUCUGCAGAUGUCAGUGAAAUGUACUGGCAGUCGCCGUUACUGUAUUUCUUCAUCAUUUAAAUGUCUCUCUUGUUUAUUGUGAUCACUCCUGCUGGUGUGUUUGACCAAAACUACUUUGAGUGUGUGAUCUGAAGCUGAACGACUUGAAUGAUUCAGUUACAGUUGCUCUGUUAUUGAAUCACUUAUUAAAGUCAGGAUUGUGUAAACAUGCACGCUGCAGGUGAAAUAGACUGCAGUUUCUUGUAAAUCAGCACAUUAAUGCUAGUAGAUGAUGAUGAUGAUGAUGAUGAUGUGACGAGUCUCCAUGGUAACACACAAACAUCACUUCCUCUAUACAGCUGUAGUGGUGUGAUGGACAGUCGCACAUAAAUCCAAGUAACAAUCUUACAUAGCAAAAGCAUUUUCUUUUUCUUGUCCAUGUACUAGAUUUCUGAACUUUUUUUUUUUUUUUAACACCAUAUGAUUUAACCCGUGUAGCAAAGGUCAGCACAUUUGGUUUUUAAUGUACAUGUUUCUUUUCCUUUUUCACUUUAUUUUUAGAGCAGUUCUGAUCUCUAGGACAGAAGGAUAGAUUUAUAAUAUACGAGUACAUAUGCACUGUAUGUAAAUGUAGUGUAUAUCUGCAGUGUACACUGAUACAGAGAGCGAGUCUGCGCUGUGCGCCGGCCUCCUCUCGACCCCAACACACUUUGCCUCAUAGAGACUGAGUGGCUUUCUGAUCUAUGUGAAUUAGGAAAGGUUGAAUAAAACACUGGAGAAAUUAAAAGAUGUGUCUGUGCAGUUGGUUUUAUACACAACUAGUAGUAGCUCAAUCAGUUGAAGCUCAAUCAGUUGCUUGGAGUAAAAAGUGACCUGUUAAAGUUAACCACGACUUCUGAAGACUAUACAGUGUUUUCUUUAUUAAACGAGGCCACAGCCAUCUUUGGCUGGGAGUCUAGGGAGCAAAUUGGCCGUGCUCUCUGGGUGGGAGGUGCAUACUCUCUGUCCCCUGUCAAUCACUGUGAUAACCAAGAUUAGGUGUCUGUGACCUCAUGUAUUUGGAAGAGGGCAGACAGCGCUUUCUUCUGAGUGUGUUACACUACCCUGUGACAAAGCAUGAGCAGCAGUUCAAAAAACAAUGUGAUUAGCUUGCUUCAUAUGUCUUGCAAGAAGCACCUAUUAGCCUUCACCCUCCCUGGUUGGUAGGCAUAUGAUAAGGGAGAGCUGGCUGGUGGGAGGGAAGUGGCAGGUGACUAAAUUGGGGAGAAAAUACAUAAAAA